AUGCAGGCCUGGGCAGCACACCAUGAGCUUUCGGGAGACGAAGCCGGUCCUGACGUUGCGUUCAGUGAGACGAGAUGUGUCGCUAGCCCGGAUCUAGCCUCCAUCCUCUCCACCUUUCUGCAACGGCUAUGCCACGCCAUCGUCUUUCGAAUCAUCGCGUCGGCGGACACUCGCCCCUCGUUACGCCGCAGGAACAGUGGAGAGUGCCAAUGA
Sporothrix schenckii 1099-18 is the source of this 213-nucleotide messenger RNA. RefSeq lists its product as uncharacterized. Bases 1 to 213 code for a protein of 70 amino acids. The record is from RefSeq and is a predicted model, not a curated record. Lineage: Eukaryota; Fungi; Ascomycota; Sordariomycetes; Ophiostomatales; Ophiostomataceae. The transcript has a single exon.